Messenger RNA from Paramormyrops kingsleyae, 1505 nucleotides. NCBI's taxonomy places the organism in Eukaryota, Metazoa, Chordata, Actinopteri, Osteoglossiformes, Mormyridae. The record is from RefSeq and is a predicted model, not a curated record.
GAUGUAUGUAAAGGAGAGUAACAGAGAGUACCAGAUGUAUGUAAAGGUGAAAUUAGACCUUCUUUUUCCCCCAAUGCCGUUUCUUAGGGUUACAGACAUACCACGUUUUGGGUCGCCCUCCUGGAUGCCUUUUAUCAAAGCCUGGUCUGCUUUUUCGUCCCAUACCUGGCUUACCAAGGUUCAGACAUUGACGUCUACUCCUUCGGGACGCCCAUGAACACGGCCUCCUUGUUUACCAUUCUGCUGCACCUGGCAAUUGAAAUAAGGACCUGGACCGUAGUGCACUGGGUGGUCAUGGUAGGCAGUGUGCUGCUCUACUUCAUCAUCGCCCUGUCCUACAGUGCCCUCUGUAUCAACUGCAACCAUCCGUCCAACCCCUACUGGAUCAUGGAGAAUCAGAUGGCUGAUCCAGUCUUCUACCUCGUAUGCAUUCUCACGACUGUUCUGGCCCUUUUGCCCAGGUAUACUUUCCGUGUGCUGCAGGGCACGCUGGCCUUGUCUCCCUUGGUUCGCGCUCGACAGCUGGACAUGCUCUCCCCGCAAGUCAGGGACUCCUUGAUCAGAGAAUGGAGGAACCAGGAAAGCACUUCUGAAGCUGUGCCUGACCAGGUCCUGUCCUCCCCAGCGGAGCCAGGCAGCCCGACAGAGCCCACAGUGGACAGGGGCCUGACUCUUCACAAGGACGGCAAUGAAGAUACGGGGAACCCUUUCAGUCCCGGUCACAGGCGAUCGAUCAGCACCAUGACGAUCUAGAGGCGGAUGUGACACAUUGGACCUACUGUAUUAGCCCUAUACUGGGACUCGAGCAGCUAUUAAACGCCACCAGAUCAAUGGCCACUGUUUAAAGACAUGAUCCAUCUGGGAAAAUUACUGUUGGCAUGCACAUCUGAGCAAAAUCAAGUGUUUAUUUUUUUACUUUUACUGAUAUUUUUUAAAUAUCAAAAAUACUUGAAAGAAAAAAAAAUUAUUUUUUUGUAGUUCCAUGUACUUUAUAUAAAUAUUUUUUGGAACUCUUCCAGUGUCGUGCAAUUUAGAGAUCUUCAUGUGUUUACUGUCUGACAAAACACAUUUUGUCUUUAACAAGUAUGUAUUUUUAUUGUUUUGAUUGUGCUUAGUAUGUCAAAGGACGAUCAUUUUCCUGUCGCAGAUAUCUGACAUACAGAAAUGUAUUGAAGGAAUGUUUUACUUCUCUUUACAUUACCCUUCUGUCUCCCCUUGUUUGUUUUACCGAUUUGGGUAACAUCCGAAAACCUGCCUGUUUUUUUGCUGUAGCGAUGAUAUCAUUACACUGUGCAGAUCAUUCAGAGCUGAUGAAACACAGAUGGCUUUUGGGACAUUCUUCCGUUUCUAUUUGUCAUUCGUCAUUAAGGUUUGAUUAAUGCUCAGGGUCAAUAAGAAAAUGGCAUCUGAAUUUUACAAUGAAGUAUUGCAGGAUCUUGAAUGUCCAGCUAUUCUAUAUCUGAAAGAAAUGGUGACAGACCACCAGAACAAAUAAAACGCAAAGA